AUGGACGUAUAUGUCCAGAUCACAGGCCUGGACUCGGGGAAAAUGUGCAGAGUCAAAGCACUGUUGGAUAGUGGCUGCAGUACCUGCUGCAUUGAUACCGACUACAUGUGGGCAGAGAAGUUGGAUAUCCAAGAGCUUCCGCAACCCAUCGUGGCUUGUAACGCUGACAACACCGAGAACAUCAGCGGACAAAACACGCAUUACGUCAACCUGAGAAUGAGAAUUGGCCCUCAUGUGGAGGUACACACGUUCCUUCUAACGUGUUUAGGGAAAGCUCGGAUCUUCAUUGGGCUCAAUUGGCUGAUGGAACACAACCCCGAGGUAGAUUGGCAGGAACAGACAAUGAGAUUCAGUUGA
Molecule: messenger RNA, 357 nt
Organism: Mycena citricolor
Lineage: Eukaryota; Fungi; Basidiomycota; Agaricomycetes; Agaricales; Mycenaceae
Source: the annotation of a GenBank genome assembly